Symbiodinium sp. CCMP2592 is the source of this 300-nucleotide messenger RNA. The record is from the annotation of a GenBank genome assembly. NCBI's taxonomy places the organism in Eukaryota, Dinophyceae, Suessiales, Symbiodiniaceae.
AUGCCGAGCAAAAGCAAGGGCAAGGCUCCGCCCUCGAAGGGCCAACGGAAAAGAAACAGAGAGGAAAAGUUGAAACAAAAGCAAGGGACAACGUCGACAAAGACGAGGAGUCAAGAAGCCGUCGAUGCGGAGACACCGUCGCCCAAGUUCAAAAGCGAGAAAGAGGCGGGUAAAGCACAGCGCUCCCAGGAGGACUUCGUUGCCCUCCUCUCCGCGUUCAAAGCCAAGGAGGACAUUGACCUUGAUCCCUCGUCAUCGUCGAGCCCUGAGAAGGAGCAGAAGCCACAACCGGGAGAGUAA